AUUAAAAAAGGGGGAAACACGCAGAAAGAAUUAUCUUGUCUCCAUGAGGUGUUAAGGAAUGAGCAAUCGCCAUGGAAAACCAGUCGCAGGCCAGUUCCGCAGCUGAGAAGAAGAAGAGAGUGGAGACCAUUGUGGCGACCAAGGGCUCGUCAGUGCGCAAUGACAUCAGCGAGAAAGCGGUGGCCUCCAGCACCACCUCAAAUGAGGACGAGAGUUCAGGCACACCUUACCACCGCGAGCGGCGCAAUGCGAUCAGCUCCCAGGUCCCGACCAACGAGGAGCCCUCCACCUCCACAGAGGAGCGUCCCUCCCUGCUCAAGAAGGAGCUGCACAGUUCCCUGCCCCACCUGGCUGACCACGCCCUGCCGUACCGAGGCACUCUGUUUACUAUGGACCACCGCAAUGGCUACCUGGACUCACACUAUCCAGCGCCACAGUUCUUCCCUGCCUUCCAUCCUCCUGUUCCAAUAGACGACAGACAUGCCCAGGGUCGCUACAUCUACGAGCCCUCUCCUGUGCCCCCGCUGCACAUGCCUCCGACACUGGCGGGCAGUCCAGCGUUCUCUGACAUCUCCCUCAUCCGGAUCUCGCCCCAGCGGAACCCCUCCAUGGGGGCGGAGUCGCCCUUUCACCCUCCGCACCCCUACAUUAACCCAUACAUGGACUACAUCCGCUCGCUCCACAGCAGUCCCUCCAUCUCCGUCCUGUCCGCCACACGAGGCCUCAGCCCCGCAGAUGCCCCUCACACGGGCCUGACCACAGCUGAGUACUACCACCAGAUGGCCCUCCUCACAGGCCACCGUAGCCCGUACGCGGCCGACCUGCUCCCGACCGUGGCGUCCACGGCCGGCGCCAGCAGCGCCAGCGCCCUGCACAUGGAGUAUCUGCAGGCCAUGGAAAACUCUCGUUUCCCGAGCCCGAGGCUGCCGUCGCGGCCCAGCAGGAAGCGCCCGCUGCCCAUCUCGCCGCUCUCCGAGCACAGCUUUGACCUGCAGAACAUGAUCCGCAACUCGCCCAACUCUCUCGUCACCAUGCUCAACAACUCGCGCUCCAGCUCGUCCACCAGCGGCUCCUACGGUCACCUCUCGGCUGGAACCAUCAGCCCGGCGUUGAGCUUCGCCUACCCUCCGACCCCCGUGGCUUUGCACAUGCACCAGCAGCUGAUGGGCCGUCAACCAGGCCUCGUGGGCUCAGCGUUUGGCCACAGCCCGCCCCUCAUCCACCCGACGCCAGCCUUUGCCACCCAGCGGCCCGUCCCUGGCAUCCCCCCCUCCGGACUGAGUGCCAGCGAGCGCUCCGUCGUCUCCAAUGACUCCUCACAGACCAAACCAACGAGCGAGUCUGCUGUGAGCAGCACAGGAGACCCCAUGCACCACAAACGCUCCAAAAUGAAACCGGAGGAAGAGCUGCCAAGCCCUGGUGCAGUGAGUGUACAGGACCAUCCUGAUGGCAUGACGCUGGUGAAGGAGGAGGGAGACAAGGACGAGAGCAAACAGGAGCCGGAGGUGGUUUAUGAGACAAACUGCCACUGGGAGAACUGUUGCCGCGAGUUUGACACACAGGAGCAGCUAGUGCAGCACAUCAACAAUGACCACAUCCAUGGGGAAAAGAAGGAGUUUGUGUGCCGGUGGGAGGAAUGUUCUCGAGAGCAGAAACCCUUCAAGGCUCAGUACAUGCUGGUGGUCCAUAUGCGUAGGCAUACUGGGGAAAAACCACACAAGUGCACAUUUGAGGGCUGCGCAAAGGCCUACUCCCGUCUGGAAAACCUUAAGACUCACUUACGCUCCCACACUGGAGAGAAACCAUAUGUGUGUGAACAUGAAGGCUGCAACAAGGCCUUUUCCAACGCCUCGGAUCGGGCAAAACAUCAGAAUCGCACGCACUCCAACGAGAAACCAUAUGUGUGUAAAAUCCCAGGCUGCACCAAGCGCUACACAGACCCCAGCUCCUUACGCAAGCACGUGAAGACGGUGCACGGCCCGGAGGCGCACGUCACCAAGAAGCAACGUGGAGAUUACCCACGCCCUCCGCCGCAGCCUCGGGAGCCAGGGGGCAACAACCAGGGCAGGUCGCCGGGGCAACUGCCCCUGGGUGGUUAUGCAGACCAAAGGGAGUACAACCACGCUACCUCAAAACAAGACGAUUGUCUGCAGGUCAAGUCCAUCAAGACGGAGAAACCUAUGACGUCUCAGCCAAGCCCUGGCGGUCAGUCUACAUGCAGCAGUGACCAGUCCCCCAUCAGCACCUAUCCCAGCAGUGGAGUCCAGCUUGCUGUGAGCGCCGGACGCUCACCAGGGGAGGGGCUGGAGGAGGACGAGGAGAAAGAGGACAUCGAAGAGGAGGCAGAGGAGGAGUGCAGGGGUCAGCGAGCCCCCAUUAUGGACUCCACGGUCUCCACAGCAACCGCGGCCAUGCUGACCCUGCAGGCGAGACGAAGUGUUGGCCGCCCCCUGCGCUGGAUGGAGCACAUCAAGAUGGAGCGGCUGAAGCAAGUGAAUGGAGCGCUGCCCAGGCUGGGGCCCCUGUCCCCUACACCGCCCCCCAAAAGCUCCACUCUGCCCAACAUCCUGGGGAAGGGAUCCUGUCUGGGCAGGCAGUCGGGGGUGCCUGCUCCUCAGCCUCCUGUGCAUGCUGAGCUGGGAAGCACGGAGCUAACAGUGCUCAAUUUGCUGCGGGAUCGACGUGACAGCAGUGGUAGUGCUACCAGUUCAGCCUACCUGAGUAGCAGCCGGCGCUCAUCAGGCAUCUCCCCCUGCUUCUCCAGCCGACGCUCCAGCCAGGCUUCCCAAAAUGAGGGUACAAUGGCAGCCGCCCACCACCGCCGCCACCAUAACCUUAGCUCCAGUGACUCUUAUGACCCCAUCUCGACUGAUGCCUCCCGCCGGUCCAGUGAGGCCAGCCACUAUGGAGGUGGAAGCGGGGGUGGAGGUGUAUUCUCAGGUGGAGGCUGUGGAGGUGUAGGAGGAGUCGGCAUUGGAGGAGGAUCUGGCUCUCGGGGGAUGCUCAAUUUAACCCCAGCACAGCACUAUCACCUUAAAGCCAAGUACGCAGCGGCAACUGGUGGCCCACCCCCCACGCCCCUACCAAACAUGGAGCGCAUGAGCUUGAAGACACGCAUGGCCAUGAUGGAUGACGGUGGCAGCAACCACUGUUUGCCACCUCUUGUCAGGCCACAUCACUGCAACGAGGGCACCAACGGGUACACUAAUGGGUAUGUGGGCCAUGCAGGAUACAGGAGGAGGGUCUUCUAUCCUGGUGAAGGACCACUGAAUGGAAACCGCCGGGCCAGUGACCCAGUCCGAACGCAAACUCUUGACACUUGCAGUUUGCCCCCAGUCCAGCGAUUCAACAGCCUUAACAACCUCCACCCUCUUCCACCUCUGUCUCAUUAUUCCACGCCUGAGACUCGCAACUUUAGCUUGCAGAACUACACACGCUCAGAAGGCAACCUGCAGAGAGGUACUCAGCACUCACCCUACACUCCCAGCAUUGCAGAACAUGCAGCCUUAGAGGCCCUGGCCAUGGAGGAUGACGGGGAUGCUGGCCUGUUGCUUGGGGAUGAGGAUAUGCUGCCUGACGACCUUGUGCAGUAUCUCCACUCCCAGGUUCAAGUGGAUGGUGGCCCCUACCUGCACAUUGAGGACCAAAUAGCUUCUAGCCAAAGGGACAACUCGCAUCCAUCGAUUGAGGAGCUUGAACAGAUGCAGACAUCAGGGUUGAGUAUAGACUUCCCUGGGUGCCAUAGUCUCCAGCAGAUAGCAGAGAGGAAGAGUCCCAGCAAGCUUCCCAUCCAGUGGAACGAAGUGAGCUCCGGCAGUGCUGACAGGUCCCCUCAGAGGGAACUAAACCACCAAACACAGUGUGCGAGAUGGUCAGGCACAGAACAUGGACCCAUAUCUGCACCAUUUGGUCGGUUUGGAAACAUGGUAGUUCAACAGCAAGUGCCCCCCGAUUUCCAGAACAGUUGCUCUUUAACUAAUCAACCUCAAAGUUCUUGCUGUGUGAACCAGGGGGUUAAGCUAGAGACUUCGCUCAACUCCUGCAUGGACAUGAGAGGUGCAAGUCACAACUCUACCAGGCCCAGCUUCUCACAGACCAUCAAUCAGCCACUUCCCCAGAGCUUCAAACAGCAGGUCUCCAAUGGACCUCAAAAACAUGGCCACUUCCAACAGAACCACAACAGCAGCACCUCUUGUCAGGUUGGGAACAACCUAAACCUGAGCAGGGGCUCCAUGGACAACCUGCCGAGCCUCUCCCAAGGAUCACCCCAUCACAAUCAGCAUGUUCACGUCCCUCGCCCUCCCAUUAACGGUUACAGGAACUUGGUCAGGAACCAGCAGUACCUCAGUGCCGCGAGCGCCAAUGACGUCCAGCAGCAACAACUGCAGAGAAGUGGGGACCACUGUUCCCUGGCACAUCAGGUAUCUGGGCUGAAACUGGAGGCCCCAGAUCAUGGAUACUUAGAGCAGGUGACUGGUGACUGCCUCUCUUAUGAACCCGCAGAUCGUAAGGCCUCCUCAUUCCCUGUUCUGGACGAACAGUGCUUGCUGGACUCCAUGGCUGAAUCAGUGAGUCAAGGGGGCGGCAAUGGGAACUCGGUUGCACUUCUCUCCCCUGGUGCAGACCAGGUGACCAGCACAGUGGACGGCAACGUACCCAAUAUAUUAGACGAGGGGGUAAAUCUAGAUUUCGGCGCCAUGCUGGAGGAUGGCUAUGAUCAGGGUAGCUUGGUGUCGGGGGUGUUGAGUCCUUCCAUCUUUCAGGGUCUGUCCAGGACCUCGUCUCGCCUGACCACUCCUCGCGGAUCAACAACCUUUCACAGCGUUGCUCCGGGCCUGAACAACAUGGCCAUCGGGGACAUGAGCUCUCUCCUUACCACACUUGCUGAGGAGAGCAAGUUCCUGGCUAUCAUGCAGUAGCUGCUCUCUCUCUGCUUUCUCCUCCCUUAGAUAAAAAUGUUGAAAAAAAAGACGAGAAGAACUCUGGUGCAUGUGAAGAUAAAGACAAAAGUGGCAAUUACGAGAACUUUAUGAUAUACUUAAAAGUGUUCUGGAAAAGGCAGUUGCCAAACUUGUUUAUUUUGUAGAAAAAUAUCAUCCUGCACAGACACGGGAUGUGACAAAAUUAUGUAUAGUUAAAUAGUUAUAUUCCUUUUCUGGAAUGAAGGCUAUUUUUUGGACGCCCUUCUUUGUAUUACUAUGUGAUGGUGAGCAGAGGCUCACGUCUUUGAAACAGUAUUCUGUGUAUUGUCACUGUUUUUUGCUGUACACACUGUUAGUAAAAAAAAAAAAAUGCAUGCAUUUAAGGCUGAACAUUGAACACUGUCUAUAUAAGUACAUAGACUAGCCCAUGUGCCAAGUAUCUUCUGUUCUGAACCCACAGGUACAAAAAAAAAAUCAAUUUUUGUUCUAGCAGGUGAGACAUGGGCCAUUAAUGAUGACUUUAUAGUAUAUCAUACUUGUUUUGUUUUUUAAAUGGUAUAUUUACAUUUGUUGUCAUUUUGUUCGUAUCUUACUUUUGUGAAUCUGUAAAUGCUUCUUCUGACUUUUACCAAGUGGUGUUUUUGUCAAGAUGGUAUCGAGUCCAAUAAUUGGACCAGGCAUUUAAGUCUUCAAGGCGCCAUAGAUAGAUUGUCUACUUGAUAUCUAAAUGGCUUGAUUUAGUCUUGUAAGGUACUCACAAGUGUAUAUAACAAGUGGUUUUUUUCCUAUUGUUUGUGAUAAUCUGUUUGUUUUGUUUCGUUUGAUGAUGGAUUGCACGGUCAUUUGGAGCUGAUUUGGAAAAAGGACAUUCUCUCCUUGAUGAUCAAAAGGUCACAUUUGGUGCUUUAUGUUUGCUUUAAUGAACUGAUAUGAGAACUUCAUGGUCUGAAUCUGUCUUAAUGACCACCAGUGGUCGGUCCACAGCACAUGGAUUAACCCACUCGUGACGAUAAGUGCUGUAAAGUGAUGUGUAUUUGUUCCAUAGGAAAUCAUCUGUAUUGUUUUCUCCAAAGCUCUUAAAUUCAGAAUGUGUCCUGCAGAGAGUUAUGCGGCGACUUCAUUGACAGUGUUAGUGUUGCCUUGCAGUCGUGUGCGACUGCGCACAGAAUAUUGAGUAGUUUACCUUUUAUUCAGCAUCAAAGCAAUGAGGUACAAAUUGUUUUACUGCUCUUUGGUACUACUUUUGUCAUUUUUGUAGCUGUGCAUUGGUGGAGUUUUGUUUGUUUUGGGUUUUUUUUUUCCUUCAAAGAAGUAGAAAUCAUUUCCUUUGAAAGAAGGAAAGUACACAAGGUAUGUGCCUUAUUUGCCUGUCGGUAAAGAGAAAGAUCACUGCCAAUCUUCCAUUGUGAAUUAUGAAAAAAAAAAACAACAACAACUACAAAAUCAAACAUGUAAAGUGUCUUGUGAGGCCUGAGGAAAAAAAAGAGGAAAAGAAACGCUAGAACAUUUAUAUGAGAAAAGUCUGAAUAUCAGAAACGUUUGUGAAAUGCAUUCUACUUUUCUUUUCUUUUAUUCUUUUUUUUUUAAUGUUUUCACAUUUAUUGUGCUUUUAUAUAUAUAAUUUGUAAAUACAAUACUCAUUCUGUAGGUUUAGCAGAGGAAAUGGGGGAAUGUCCCUGGGGCCAAUAAAGAACUGACUUUGAAAGCAGGGAUUCCCAGGCCCUGGGUAAAGGCCAGACAGAUCUGGCUCAGAGCGGAGCUUCAAGUGCCCAGCGCUGCCCCUCCGCCAGAAGAGCCACUUUGCUCUUUUAUAACUGACUACAAAUGUUUGUAUGGUUUUAAUAAAAACGGAAAUUAUA
Molecule: messenger RNA, 6781 nt
Organism: Solea senegalensis (Senegalese sole)
Lineage: Eukaryota; Metazoa; Chordata; Actinopteri; Pleuronectiformes; Soleidae
Gene: gli3
Product: GLI family zinc finger 3
Exons: 15
Coding region: 72-4919 (1615 amino acids)
Biological process (GO): smoothened signaling pathway; regulation of transcription by RNA polymerase II
Cellular component (GO): nucleus
Molecular function (GO): DNA-binding transcription factor activity, RNA polymerase II-specific; RNA polymerase II cis-regulatory region sequence-specific DNA binding
Source: RefSeq, a predicted model, not a curated record